CUCGCAUUCUGUGAUUAACCGACGCGGGGUUUGCUGAAUGCCGUCUUAGACUAAAAGAGAGACGCGAAAGUGCCAGAACCUUCCGGAUAUUGACGACCCAAAAAGGUUUGUUACAAAAAAUUACAAAAAAUAAAAUAAUUACUUAUUUAUCAAUUUAUUUAAACCUCCCUUCCUCCUCAAGAGUCAAGACAUGAAAACACAACGUCAUCGCUGAUCCCCCAAUCGCUUUGCCCUGAUUAUAUAUACAACGCACGACGUGUUUAUAUAAUUGGUGUUGAAUUGAAAGCGAAGUAGAGAGAAAAGAUGGAUUUUGAACUACGGAUGGCGAGAGAGAAGCUCGAGAAGGAACAGAAGGAUAGGAAACAGAAAGCGAGAUUGAAAUUAGAAAGAGAGAGGAAGGCUAAACAGGAGGCGAUUCGACAAAGAGAAGCUAUUGAAGCCGCUCAGAGAUCUCGUAGGAUCGAUGCUAUGGAAGCUCAACUUAAGGAAGAUCAGCAUAUGGAAGAAAAUUUACUUGCUGGAAGAGGAAUCAUGUUCAAUCGGGUAUUAGAAGCCGUGCCUUACCCGGGUAUUGGAGAUAAAAUUAAAUUACCUCCAUCCUGCUUUACAGAGUUAUCAGAUCAAGGUUCCUUUGACAAGGGACCUUUGCAUUUUUGUCUUUCUCUUGUGCAUCAUGUAAAUUCUUCAAAUACCGAAGGGGCUCAAAGUCAAAACACAGGAACAACUCAUGCUGGAGUUUUAGAGUUCACUGCAGAAGAGGGUUUUGUUGGGCUGCCUCCGCAUAUAUGGAAUAAUUUAUUCUCCAAAUCUGUUCCAGAAGUUCCCUUGGUUGAAGUGCGUUAUGUGUGGCUACCAAAAGGAACCUACGCAAAGCUUCAGCCGAUUGAAUUUGGUUUUUCAGACAUACCCAAUCACAAAGCUGUUCUGGAAACAAGCCUUCGCCAGCAUGCAACUCUUUCUCAAAAUGAUGUGCUCAUAGUCAAUCAUGGUGUACUUACAUAUCAUCUUCGUGUUCUAGAGUUAAAACCCUCUCCCAGCAUAUCUGUCCUUGACACAGAUAUUGAGGUUGAUAUCGUAGGUCCUGAUUCUGCUCCUGAAAAAACAGAUCAGCAUGUUUUGAUACCAAUCAUGUUUGGGAAGUCGGAAUUUGGAGUGGUGGAAGAAGGGAAUUAUAUGUAUUACAAAUUUUCAAUCGAUGUCGAUGUCUGGGAAUUGAUUUCUUCUGGGGACUCUGAAAUUGAGGUAAAGAUAGACAUGGAGGCACAAGAUGGGGAUACUGAUCUGUAUAUUUCCAAGCACCCCCUCUUAUUUCCAAAUCGGCAUCAACAUGGAUGGUCCUCUCACGAUGUGGGCUCAAAAGUUUUGGUACUUAGCUCCAGGGACCAGAGUUUGGCGCAAGGCACUUAUAGUAUUGGUGUAUAUGGUUUCAAGGGAAAAACAAAAUACGAGCUCUCUGUGACUGUUCAAGAUAGGAGCAACAGCAAGGUGGGUCAGCAGGCGGUUGCAACAUCCUCAACAUUCAUGGAGGCUGAUACUGUAGAGUGCAGGAACUGCAGGCACUAUAUUCCCUCGAGGACAAUAGCACUGCAUGAGGCCUAUUGCAGGAGACAUAAUAUGAUCUGUCAGCAUGCUGGUUGUGGUGUUGUUCUCAGAAUUGAUGAUGCAAAAAAUCACACUCACUGUGAAAAGUGCGGAUUAGCCUUUCAUGGGGGAGAAAUUGAGAAGCACAUGAAAGUGUUUCACGAACCACUUCAGUGCCCCUGUGGGGUUGUACUCGAGAAGGAACAGAUGGUGCAACACCAGUCUUCAGACUGCGCACUGCGCCUGGUUACUUGCAAAUUCUGUGGGGACAUGGUUCAAGCUGGGACUUCUGCCGCAGAUGUACGAGAUCGACUAAGAGGACUUUCUGAGCAUGAGAGUGUUUGUGGUUCCAGAACUGCCCCAUGUGAUUCUUGUGGGCGUGCAGUCAUGUUAAAAGAUAUGGACAUUCAUCAAAUUGCUGUUCAUCAAAGAGGCUGAUCACGUCUGGGUAUGUGUUUAUAGGAAUGCGCUAAAAGACUGUAUUUUCUGCAAUGUGCACUACUGGAUUAUGAAAUUAGCUAUGCAAAUGAUGUGUCCUGUACUCUGAUGUACUGCAAGUUGUCAUGUGUCCGACUUAUAAUUUAAAUUACUUGUUAAAGAUUCUGUUCUUUUUCUAAAUUUUUAUCUAAGCUAUAACAUUCAGGCUUUGCAUGGUUA
Molecule: messenger RNA, 2238 nt
Organism: Daucus carota subsp. sativus
Lineage: Eukaryota; Viridiplantae; Streptophyta; Magnoliopsida; Apiales; Apiaceae
Exons: 3
Coding region: 304-2019 (571 amino acids)
Cellular component (GO): VCP-NPL4-UFD1 AAA ATPase complex
Molecular function (GO): polyubiquitin modification-dependent protein binding
Source: RefSeq, a predicted model, not a curated record